CCUCCCUCCCUCUCCUCUAUCUCUCUCUCUCUCUCUCUCCAAAAUCCAGCAACUUUGGCUCUCUCGCUCUCUCUCUCUCUCUCACACACACACACACACUCUCUCUCUCUGUGAAACACACAAAGAACGCAGAAAAAGAAGAUCCCAGAUACGCCAUGCUUUCUUGUGUUCUAUAAUCUUCUGCAGUUUCUCUUUGCGUAGAAUUCAUCAACCUAUCCAAUCACCUUUACACGCUACAUCACGAGACUGAUUUCAUCGCUCCUCUGUCUCUCUGUCUCUCUCUCUCCCCCUAUAAUACCCACAACUUUUAACUGCAUUUUCUCAAUUCUGCCGACGCGGGGUUCAUGAUAUUGGCGGUUGAACCCUAUCUGAUCCGUGGUUGAGGCUGAAUUCCAGCUGUUUUUGCGUGGUUUUGAUUGAUUAAGAGUAAGGGCAAGGGAGAAAGUGCAAAAUGGGGACUAGGAACUUGGAGAAGAUGGCCUCGAUCGAUGCCCAAUUGAGGCUUUUGGCGCCGGCCAAGGUGUCGGAAGAUGACAAGUUGGUGGAGUAUGAUGCUCUCUUGUUGGAUCGGUUUCUUGAUAUUCUGCAGGAUUUACACGGCGAGAAAAUCAGAGAAACGGUUCAAGAGUGCUAUGAGCAUUCUGCUGAAUAUGAACGGAAUCAUAAUCCUAAGAAGUUGGACGAGCUGGGGAAUGUGCUUACAAGUUUAGAUGCUGGGGAUUCAAUUGUGAUUGCCAAAUCUUUUUCUCACAUGCUUAACUUAGCCAACUUGGCUGAAGAGGUUCAAAUAGCUUAUCGCCGAAGGGUUAAGUUGAAGAAAGGUGAUUUUGCUGAUGAGGCAUCUGCAACAACUGAAUCAGACCUUGAAGAGACCCUUAAGAGGCUCAUUGUCAAGCUGCAAAAGUCACCUGAAGAAGUUUUUGAUGCUCUGAAGAAUCAGACAGUAGACCUAGUCCUUACAGCACAUCCCACUCAAUCUGUCCGUAGAUCUUUACUUCAAAAGCACGGAAGGAUCCGUAAUUGUUUGACCCAGUUGUAUGCUAAAGAUAUUACCCCAGAUGAUAAGCAGGAGCUUGAUGAGGCUCUACAGAGAGAGAUACAAGCAGCAUUUCGUACAGAUGAAAUCAGGAGGACACCUCCAACUCCACAAGAUGAGAUGAGGGCAGGAAUGAGCUACUUCCAUGAGACUAUCUGGAAAGGAGUCCCAAAAUUUUUACGCCGUGUUGACACUGCAUUGAAAAAUAUGGGGAUCAAUGAGCGUGUUCCUUAUAAUGCUCCUCUAAUUCAAUUCUCUUCAUGGAUGGGUGGGGAUCGUGAUGGGAACCCAAGGGUGACUCCUGAAGUUACACGAGAUGUUUGUUUGUUGGCCAGAAUGAUGGCUGCUAAUUUGUACUUUUCCCAAAUAGAGGAUCUUAUGUUUGAGUUGUCAAUGUGGCGUUGUAACAACGAACUUCGUGCUCGUGCAGAUGAACUUCAUCGGUCCUCAAAGAGAGAUGCAAAACAUUAUAUUGAGUUUUGGAAACAAAUUCCUCCAAAUGAGCCAUAUCGUGUUAUUCUUGGUGAUGUAAGGGACAAGCUGUAUCAUACCCGUGAACGUGCCCGUCAUUUACUAGCCAACGGAUUCUCUGAUAUCCCUGAGGAAGCAGCUUUCACUAAUGUUGAGCAGUUCCUGGAACCUCUUGAACUUUGUUAUAGAUCCCUCUGCGAUUGUGGUGACAAGCCAAUUGCUGAUGGAAGCCUUCUUGAUUUCUUACGACAAGUUUCCACCUUUGGACUCUCACUUGUGAGACUUGAUAUCCGACAAGAAUCAGACAGACACACCGAUGUUAUUGAUGCUAUUACCAGACACCUGGAAAUUGGAUCCUACAAGGAAUGGUCAGAAGAGCGCAGACAGGAGUGGCUUUUAUCUGAACUCCGUAAGAAGCGCCCUUUGUUUGGUCCUGACCUUCCUAAAACUGAAGAAAUCGCUGAUGUGUUGGACACCUUCCAUGUCAUUUCAGAACUCCCCUCAGAUAAUUUUGGUGCCUAUAUAAUAUCAAUGGCAACUGCACCGUCAGAUGUGCUUGCUGUGGAGCUUUUGCAGAGGGAGUGUCGGGUUAAGCAACCGCUAAGGGUUGUCCCAUUGUUUGAAAAACUUGCUGAUCUCGAGGCUGCACCUGCUGCUGUGGCUCGUCUAUUCUCAAUAGAUUGGUAUCAAAACCGGAUUAAUGGAAAGCAAGAAGUUAUGAUCGGGUACUCAGAUUCAGGUAAGGAUGCUGGUCGUCUCUCUGCUGCUUGGCAGCUGUACAAGGCCCAAGAAGAACUCAUAAAAGUGGCAAAGAAAUAUAGCGUGAAACUUACCAUGUUCCAUGGUCGAGGAGGAACUGUUGGAAGAGGAGGGGGUCCAACCCAUCUUGCUAUUUUGUCUCAACCACCUGACACAAUUCAUGGAUCGCUUCGUGUAACAGUUCAAGGUGAAGUUAUUGAACAGUCAUUCGGGGAGGAGCACUUGUGUUUUAGGACCCUACAACGUUUUACUGCAGCUACACUGGAACAUGGAAUGCAUCCGCCAAUCUCACCAAAGCCAGAAUGGCGUGCAUUGAUGGAUGAGAUGGCAGUCGUUGCCACUAAAGAAUAUCGGUCCAUAGUUUUCCAGGAGCCUCGGUUUGUUGAAUACUUCCGCCUUGCAACGCCAGAGACCGAGUAUGGUCGCAUGAACAUUGGCAGUCGUCCAUCAAAAAGAAAACCCAGUGGAGGAAUUGAAUCGCUCCGUGCAAUCCCAUGGAUCUUUGCUUGGACCCAGACAAGGUUUCAUCUCCCAGUCUGGCUUGGUUUUGGUGCUGCAUUCAAGCAUGUUAUUGACAAGGAUAUAAAGAACCUCCAAAUGCUCAAGGAGAUGUACAAUCAGUGGCCUUUCUUCAGAGUGACGAUCGACUUGGUUGAAAUGGUGUUUGCCAAGGGAGAUCCCGGGAUUGCUGCUUUAUAUGACAAGCUGCUGGUGUCAGAAGACUUGUGGGCGCUUGGAGAGCGCUUGAGGUCCAACUACGAAGCAACAAAAAGCCUUCUCCUCCAGAUUGUUGGGCACAAGGAUCUGCUCGAGGGAGACCCAUACUUGAAGCAGAGACUCCGCCUUCGCGAUGCUUACAUUACAACCCUUAAUGCGAGCCAAGCGUACACGCUGAAGCGCAUUCGCGACCCUAGCUACGACGUGAAGGUGAGGCCCCAUCUGUCAAAGGAAAUAAUGGAAUCUAGCAAGCCGCCAACAGCAGAGCUGGUGAAGCUUAACCCGACGAGCGACUAUGCCCCCGGGCUGGAAGACACCCUUAUCAUCACAAUGAAGGGUAUUGCUGCUGGGAUGCAGAACACCGGUUAAAACCCGGCUGUCUAGGCCUUGGUUUGCUUUUGUUUUAUGUAUUCGUUCUUAGAGUACAGUCCAAAACUUAACCGGUCUUUGAUUUUUACCCUCAGCUGUUACAAACAACAACACAAAACAUCACUUGAGCUUUGUGUUUACGUUUGUUUCUUUCAUAUAAUAUAUUAUUAAUAAUAAUUGAUAAAUAUAAUACCUUGUGAAGUUUA
Diospyros lotus (date-plum) is the source of this 3558-nucleotide messenger RNA. RefSeq names its product phosphoenolpyruvate carboxylase-like. Gene Ontology annotation, biological process: leaf development; carbon fixation; tricarboxylic acid cycle. Gene Ontology annotation, molecular function: phosphoenolpyruvate carboxylase activity. The transcript is spliced from 10 exons. Bases 452 to 3352 code for a protein of 966 amino acids. The record is from RefSeq and is a predicted model, not a curated record. NCBI's taxonomy places the organism in Eukaryota, Viridiplantae, Streptophyta, Magnoliopsida, Ericales, Ebenaceae. Gene Ontology annotation, cellular component: apoplast; cytosol; chloroplast.